AUGGAUGGUUCCAUCGCCUCGUCGUCCAACUUCUCUGCUUCAUCAUCGUCUUCGUCCUCAGCAAUCUUUCGUCCCCGCAGAUCUGACGACUGGAAUGAGUACCGUACGGUUAUUGAGCGUCUUUAUCGCGACAAUCAGCUGAAACUAAGAGAUGUGAAACGAAUCAUGGAACAUGAUUAUAACUUCGUUGCAUCAGAAAAGCAAUUCAAGGACCGUUUGGCGGCAUGGCAUGUCCGAAAAAACAUCAAGGCCAAAGAAGUCCAUGUGAUGAUUCGAAAGCAGCAAAAGCGAGCUGCUCGAGGCAAACAAACCGCAUUUCGAGUGGGUGGUCAGGAAGUCGACUCCAAGCGCAUCGCUCGCUUCGUCCGUAGGUACGGUGCUUCCUGGGACAACACUCGCAACGAGUCCCAUCGGACAAGUCCUGAACCAGAUACCCCAUCCGACAUGAGUUGUUACACUCCCGAACCGGACGAUCGAUCUGCGGCCUUGUCCCCUCUACCGGAAUCUCAAUCAAUGCACCGUGAGCAGCCCUCUUCUCCUUAUUCGAUCUAUCAUCUGCCACCUCCGAGUCCUCUUCGCAAUCAAUCUCAAACUUAUGAUUUACCACAUGCUGCCGUCUUGAACCAAGUUGACAAGAAGCAACAGAUGAAAACAAGUUUGACCCUCUUCAAAGUCCCGAACUAG
Aspergillus pseudoviridinutans is the source of this 684-nucleotide messenger RNA. Its product is annotated as Clr5 domain-containing protein. Lineage: Eukaryota; Fungi; Ascomycota; Eurotiomycetes; Eurotiales; Aspergillaceae. The record is from RefSeq and is a predicted model, not a curated record. The transcript has 3 exons. Bases 1 to 684 code for a protein of 227 amino acids.